GAUGCCUCGCGCCCGGACAGGGCGCCAACGGCCGGAGCGCCUCCCGGCUCACACCGGGACCGCCUGAAAACCGAGCCCGCGCCGACCGAGCCUGGGCCGGAUGGGCGCAGCGGACCCUGCCGCGGACCGCCGAGCGGCCGUGAGAAACUUCUGGAACACAGUAUAUUGGUUUGCUAAGGAGAAGGAAAAAUCCAAACACCAGUGUCUGUCUGCUGUGGAGGUGGAUACCUUCCACACUCAAGGGACGCCGGGGUUCUUCCUGUUGCACUGGCUUUCUCUUGUCCCAGUGUGUGGACAGCACCACACGCCCUCCAGACCAGCAACGGCUCUUGCAUGUGCUUUGCAGUGUUUUUGUCAGAGAGCCCAGCAGAGCCCUAGCUCCUCCAGAGCUGGCCUAGAACGGAGUGAGCAGAGCCCAGCAGACAUGGUGAAAAUGACCAAGUCCAAAACUUUCCAAGCUUAUCUGCCACACUGUCACCGAACUUACAGCUGCAUCCACUGCAGAGCCCAUCUGGCCAAUCACGAUGAGCUCAUUUCCAAGUCCUUUCAGGGAAGCCAGGGGCGAGCCUACCUCUUCAACUCUGUGGUGAACGUGGGCUGUGGCCCUGCUGAGGAGAGAGUCCUUCUAACUGGGCUGCAUGCGGUGGCUGACAUCUACUGUGAGAACUGCAAGACCACACUCGGGUGGAAAUACGAACAUGCCUUUGAGAGCAGUCAGAAAUACAAGGAAGGAAAAUUUAUUAUUGAACUUGCCCACAUGAUCAAAGACAACGGCUGGUAACGUGAACUGGGCCCUCGUGUCGGAAUGCUAUUUUAGGAAAGCUGAGUGUAACGAAGACCUAGCUUCUUGGUGACAAUACUUCCUGGACUUAACUUCCCAGGCCAGCUGUUUCAACACUUGAAGCUGUCUCUCUAGGCUAUCCACUUGGUAAGGUGCCCCAUCUGAAUCCCCUUCAUGUGCAAUGCGUUUCUGGACGUCUGCAUUCUUUUUCCAACGUCUUAAGUUCUAGAGAAAGAAUUAACCAGCUGGUGACUCACCUGCCUAGUGAAUACUUUCUUUUACCCUACUCCUGCAAUAUCGCCUGGCUGUGUUUUUACCAAACCCAAGUCCCUAAAAGCACAGAAGCAGGGUCUGUCUCACAAGCAAAGGCAUAGUGACCAGAAGUAGUCAGAUUUUUAUGCAAAGCAUGUCUCUUCAAAAACUGCAACCCGCCCGCUGGUGACUUGGUAGAGAAGCUAAGGGAGGAAGCACUCAGUGUGCAUCCUAAGCAAGGGGGGGGGGGGGGGGGGCUGAUGUGGAAGGCAGGUGACUUGACUAGAGGCUGUGCACUGUCCCAGCCUCCAGAGGCCGCCUCUGAGCGGACUCCCUCGGUGCUGCUAGCACAGUGGCUCAGAACGGAGGGCUGGUCCCUGCCACAGAGCCAGCGACGGGCUGGCCUUCACCUCAUACCCUGGAUGUACUUGAAAUAGUCGUGCACACAGGGGCCAGAGCCAGCAGGGAGAACUGUAAAACUUGAGAGUUAGCUUGGCAUGCAGCUGCCUUGUCUGCCUGGCAUCACAUUGCUUGCCUGACCUGACAGGGAGGGGUCUGGGCCAUGUCCCCAAACCCGGGCUCUCAGGUUUUAAGACAACCCACCAUUCCCCACUUGCCCACCCCCACCCCCUGCAUCUAUAAAAAGUGGCCAGUUUGCAGAGGGUGGAGGCCAGAGCCAGGCCCAGAGAAGUUUCAUCGUUUUGUACCCUGCCAAGGGCACAGAGCAGGGGAAGAGCCCCUGAGGCCCGCUGCCUUCGCGGCUCGGCAGGAGAGCGCCCAGCACUGCUGCACUCGCUCCAGCUGCCUGGGGUGAGAGCCGAGCAGUUUCUAGUCCUUUGGGCUCCGGCCCCAAACCUUCUCAUCUCAGCGCCCCUGCCCCGCCCCUGCCCAGCACAGGGGCAGCUACUUCAGUUCACUUCAAAGCCUACAUUUUGGUGCCAUUUCUUUGCCCAAGAUUGAAAGCCUGGUAAUACAAGAAAUGCCUGGGCAAUUGGACGACAUGUUUGCAUGGCCUAUGGUCCUCUAUGCCUGGUCCUAGCCCAAGCUUCUUUCUCCCCAACUACUCCAGACUACUGCUGGCCCAAAGCAAAGUUGUUCCAUCCAGCAAGGUAAGUGCUGAGACCCAGCACAGGCAGCGCGGGGUGGCCCCGGCAGGGCUCAGUGCCAUCCUGAUCUAGGGGUGAGCACUAGUCAGCCUCAGCCAGACAUGCCUGGCUGGUCUGCAAGGCGCUAGAGAGCGGGAGCUUGGUGGCCGAGUCAUGGUCCCCUGGGUGUCACCAGUGGGAAGAAAGGCAGAGACCCGAGCGUAUCCCUAUGCACGCGUCACUUCAGGUGAUGCGUCUGAGAAGUCCUCUGACCAGACUCUGUAUAUACUAAGACUGUAUUUACAGACUUUAUGUUCUGGGCGUGCUAGCUGCCCUUCAACUGAGCACUUUGUAUUGUCUCUUAUGAGCACGGACUGGAGCGUUUUUCUAGCACUCUUUAUGACUUAUCUGUAUUGGAGUGAUGGAUAUAAACAAACCGUUUAUCAAGUUGUUUUGGAUUUUGCGUUGGCCUUCUGUGAAAUAUAACCCAAAAGAACUGACUAUGAGCUGGCUUCAGGGUAAGUGAUGCGGCCACCAGGUGUGCUAGUGAACAUCGCACCCCCUUACAUUUGUAGACAUACCAUUCUGUGACCAUUUUAAUAUGUUUCCCUGAGACCAGAGUGGGGGGGGGGAGGUAAUACCAGGUCAUAAACGCCACUUUGCUUUAGAAAUGUGGUUUAUGUUGUUGCUGUCUUGUUAGUAUGUACACAGUAUUUUUAUACCUUAAUGCUCAUUCUUGAUGGCAUCUGCCAGGUAUUUGAAAAGAUCAGAAAUGAGAUUUUUUUUCCCCUCAAAAAAGUCCUUUAUUUUCUGAUGACCUCAUCAGGCAGUUUUCAAAAUCCAAGUGUCUUUACUGUUUAAAACACUACCAUUUAAGCUGUAGACAACCGACCCAUGGGAAUGCAAGCCCUGGUGGCCUGUCCUCUGUGCUGGGGUGCAGGAGAGGAGGACACAGCUGCCCCGGAGACAGGUGUCCUGCUAAGCAAGGCUGACUGCAGUGCCCUGGACGCAGCUGGGAGCUCACAGAGCAGCCAGACCAGCAAGCCCGAGCGUCCGCAGCGCCCUUUGCCUCCCUGUCUGUCUCCCAGCCAAAGCUGUCAGCCCUUGGUGGCAUGUCUGUGUGAGGUAUAAAAAUAAAGCCUCUGUUGUCAAACA
Molecule: messenger RNA, 3273 nt
Organism: Apodemus sylvaticus (European woodmouse)
Lineage: Eukaryota; Metazoa; Chordata; Mammalia; Rodentia; Muridae
Gene: Ypel1
Product: yippee like 1
Exons: 6
Coding region: 101-781 (226 amino acids)
Source: RefSeq, a predicted model, not a curated record